Molecule: messenger RNA, 1384 nt
Organism: Danio rerio (zebrafish)
Lineage: Eukaryota; Metazoa; Chordata; Actinopteri; Cypriniformes; Danionidae
Source: RefSeq, a predicted model, not a curated record
CCUUGAAGAGAGAGAAAAAAAGAGCUACUUGACAUGACGUGCUGAUAACCGUUAUUCUAAUUUUGUUUAGUCGUUGGCAGGAAAAGGGAAGUAGAUCAGCCACUACAACCCAGUUAAACCACUAGAUGCUGACAGAGAAACAGAAUGGCAGCGUACGCAACAGCAACAAUACUCUACAUUUCAAUCGGGUUUUGGUUUAUUUUGAGUGCUGACAGCUACAAUGAAUUUUCAAAUCAGGCGUUAACUGUUCAGCCUGGAGGAUCUGUCACCAUCCCAUGUCAUUAUAAUAAGCAAUACACACAACUGAAGAAACAUUGUUAUUUAGAAACUGAUAAAUACACAAACACAAGAGAGAAGAAUCUGUUAGUAAUUGAUCAUCCUGAUCAGAGUCUCUUUACUGUGACUAUGAGGAACCUGCGGGAGAAUCAAACUGGACUUUGUUAUUGUGUUGUGGAGACUGGAGGAACGGGGACUGUUAUAUAUCAGUUUUACCUCAAGGUUCAAUAUGUUCCUGAUGUGUCUGUGAUGAGCAGCAGUGUAUCUGGACAUGAAGGUGAUACUGUCAGUGUUCAGUGUUUCUACAGUUCUGGAUAUAAGAAUGAACAGAAACAGUGGUGCAGAUAUAAAAAUCAGAAGUGUUUCGGAGAGAAGAAGACUGACACAUCAAAGAGUUCAUCAGUGCAGAUCAGUGAUGAUGGUAAAAGCUCCUUCACUGUGCUGAUGACUGGACUGACACUUUCUGAUUCUGGAUGGUAUUUCUGCUCUGUAGGAAACCAAAUGAUCCCUGUUCAACUCACUGUAACCCAUACAGAAUCAGAUAGGAAUAAUAAAGACAGAGAUGAGAAACUUUCGCCCGUGUGGUUUUUUGCUUUAGCUCCAGUUCUUCUGAUUUCAUUGAUUCUGGUUGGUGUUUUCAUCUUUAAAUGGAGACGGAGACCUAAGCAAGAUGAACAUCAAUUAAAAGAAAGGAACAGCAGCAGAACCACUGAUGACAUCUCCUCUAAACAUGAUGAUCUUGCUGUAUACUGCUCUAUAAAUGAUGAAACCCCAUAUUCCAUUUCUCCACUGGAUCCCAACAAGAACAUGAACUACAGUACUAUUGAUUAUAUUCCUGGGAGUGAAGCCAAGAGUUCAGCAGGAAGAGAUGUUUACAGCACUGUGGGUCCACACUGAGAAAAACACAGAUUCUACUGUCUGAUAGCAAAGAACUAACACGACUGCUUCUUUUAGCUUAGUUUUAUUUAAUGUUUAAGGGUGUGUUCACACUUGGCUGGUUUGAUGUAUGUAGUGUACCUGUCCUAUGCAACUCUUGCAUUUCUUUGUAUGGAGAGAGACUCUGAUUGGAGAUCUUCUCAUAACUCUGAAUAAAGCAUGUUCAAAAGUC